Molecule: messenger RNA, 3296 nt
Organism: Oncorhynchus gorbuscha (pink salmon)
Lineage: Eukaryota; Metazoa; Chordata; Actinopteri; Salmoniformes; Salmonidae
Product: A-kinase anchor protein 13-like
Exons: 23
Coding region: 114-3296 (1060 amino acids)
Biological process (GO): positive regulation of canonical NF-kappaB signal transduction; regulation of Rho protein signal transduction; adrenergic receptor signaling pathway
Cellular component (GO): membrane; actin cytoskeleton
Molecular function (GO): MAP kinase scaffold activity; guanyl-nucleotide exchange factor activity
Source: RefSeq, a predicted model, not a curated record
AGUGCUGUGGUACUGUGGUGUUCAGUCAGUGGAGGCUGUGGUUGAGAAGGUUGAAGCAUUGUAAGGUUAGAUAUCAGCCUGUCUUGGGCUCACAGUCACUGAAAGUAACAGAGAUGUUGUAUCGACGGUUCUUUGAUGUCAAAGGUCUCUCCAUGAAGUUAAAGUGUCGGCGAGGACUGGAGGAAAAGGAUGGAGAGAAGAGUCGAGACAAAGACGAUAGGAGAGAGGCGAAGGCCAGAGAGAGAUGUACGCUGAACGGACAUCACUUCAGCAUGGUCUCCUCCCAGACACAAUCCUCCUCCUGCCACCAAUGCAGCAAAACCAUCAACACUAAGGAUGCCUUUCUCUGCACCCAUUGCAAUUCACAUGUUCAUAAGAGUUGUAGAGAAAGCCUGCCUGUCUGUGCCAAGGUGAAGAUGAAGUCGCCCAGACAGCAGUUUGCAGUUCCAGAUUCAGCCACCAUUCCUGUUGUCACCCGGAGACCAAAACGAGGGUUAAACCCAGGUGCAUCGAGGGAGCGACCCUGGUCAGCCAUCUUGUCUCCAGAAGACCACUCCUCAUUGGUUGUUCCCUCCCGAAGACAUACCUCCAUCAUACCUUUCCCCGGCUCCAACCUGUCAAAGAGCAUCUCCAUAUCCAACAUCGCUGGUCACCAGGUGUUUGAUGACAUGCCUAUCAAGGGCACAGAGAUGAUUGACAGUCAGCUGAUGGGGGAGUUUGAGGAAGACCUGAAAGAGCUGGAAGCAGACUCCUGGAGCAACGUUAUGGACAGCAACUUCCUCAAACAUCUGAAGAAGGACGUCAUCAAGAGACAGGAGGUCAUCUACGAGUUGAUGCAGACAGAGAUGCACCACGUGAGGACCCUGCUGAUCAUGAUGGAGGUGUACAGUAAGGGUCUUGUGAAGGAGCUGCAGCUGGAACCUCAGACAGUAGACAGGCUGUUCCCUGCCCUGGGGGAGCUCCUGGACCUCCACACCUCCUUCCUGACACGUCUCAUGGAGAGGAAGAGAGAGAGCCAGCUGGAGGGGGAGGACAGAGGAUUCAUCAUCAACAAGAUAGGAGACAUCCUGGAGACACAGUUCUCAGGGACCAAAGCAGCGAUUAUGAAGAGAGUUUACGGGAAGUUCUGCAGCCGCCACAACGAGGCCGUAAACAUCUACAAGGAGCUGCACUCCAAAGACAAACGCUUCCAGGCCUUCAUCAGGAAGAAGAUGAGAAGCAGUAUCGUCCGGAGGCUAGGUAUCCCAGAAUGCAUUCUGUUAGUCACCCAGAGGAUCACCAAGUACCCCGUCCUGAUGCAGAGAAUACUACAUCACACCAAAGAGAAUGAGGAAGACCAUGGGGACCUGAGUGAUGCUCUAUACAAGGUCAAGGAGGUCAUCACUGCAGUGGACAGCAAGGUGAACGAGCAUGAGAAGAAGAGGAGGCUGAAGGACAUCUACAGCCGAACAGACAGCAAGUCCAUAAUGAGGAUGAAGAGCGGUCAGAUGUUUGCUAGAGAGGACCUGCUCAGAGGGAGAAGAUUGCUGUAUGAUGGACCUCUGCAGCUGAAGAACUCACAGGGGAAACUCAAGGAUGUAACGGCCAUCCUUCUCUCUGAUAUUGUCGUCUUCCUACAGGAGAAAGACCAAAAAUUCGUCUUUGCCUCUCUGGACCAGCGCUCCACGGUCCUCUCCCUCCAGAAGCUGAUCGUUAGAGAGGUGGCUAACGAGGAGAAGGGUCUCUUCCUGAUAACAGCAGGGACGGAGAAACCAGAGAUGGUGGAGGUACACACUGCAACCAAGGAGGAACGCAACACCUGGAUGCAAAUCAUACAGGAGGCCAUGCAGUCCAUAGAGAAAGAUGAGGAUGAGGAGAACCCCAGUGAAACAGAGGAGGACAAGAGACUGCUGGAGACCAAAGCUAAGGAGAUGAGAGAGAUGCUGAGGAAGAAGGAUGAGCAGAUCAUGUGUAUGCUGGAGGAGAAGAUGGCCGUGUUUAGGGAGAUGUGUGAGGUCCGGAGCCCUGGAACCCCCCCAGGAACAGGCCCAGGAGAGGACCAGGGCCCCAGCCACGUCACCAGGGCCAAGGGGCUGUUCAGGGCUGGGAGUGGAGCGGGCUCUGAGGACAUACCUAAAGGAGAACCCAUCAUAAAGGGAGCACUACAGGAAGUGGAGACGUUGCAGGCGCUGGUGAACGGUACUCUGGGAGGAGCGAUGGGGGGGCAGCAGGUGGUAUGGGUCCCAGAGACAGAAGGAGGAGGAGGAGUGGUGGGCCCGGGCCCUGUAUGUCUCCUUCGCAGGGCCGAGACCUUCGGAGGCUUUGACUCUCAGCAGAUACACAUCUCUAAGAAUGGGGACAAAGAAGAGGGAGAGGACAGAGCAGACCUUCGCAGGACAGAGUCAGACGGUGUACUGAAGAAGGGGGAGAAUGCGACCAUGAUGCUGUUACUGAAGAGGAACACUGAGGUCCUCCACAGUGUGAGCCACAUCCAUGACCUGCUCAGCACCCUGCAGGCAGUGGUAAUCCAGCAGGACAGCUUCAUUGAGGAUCAGCGCCAGGCUCUCACCAACCGCCCCGAACGCCUCACCUCCUUCUUCUCCUCCCGUCCCUCCUCCCGCCACAACUCCCUGAUCGAGCAGGAGAAACAGCGCAGCCUGGAGAAACACAGGCAGGAGACGGCCGCGCUGCAGCGCCAGCAGGCCACACACGACCAGGAGAAGAGGAGGAGGGAGAGGGAGUGGGAGGUGCGGGAGCAGCAGCUGACAGACAGGGAGGUGCAGCUCCUGGUACAGGAAGAGGAGACGGGGAGGAGGAGCAGGGAGCUCGUUACGGAGAGGGUGGAGCUACAAAGGAAGAAGAAGGACUAUCUGAUAGAUCUAGAGCGACUGAGAGACGCUCAGGGGAAACUAGAUCGAGACAGAGAAAACAUUCACCGAGAAAUGGAGAGGGUAGAACACAUGAGAAUGGCUAAGAGGUGGAUACAGAGAACUCCCUCUUCUACCUCGGACGACUCCCCCCACUUCCCCUCCUCUACCUCCCUGGACAAAGAUCCAAUGGACCCGACUGAGUUCUCCUCCUCUCCCAGGAAAGAAUCCUUGACCUCGUCAAAAGGGAAGAGCCUAAGCCCUUUCUCUGAGGCCCCGGCCCUAAAGGCCCCUAGUGGAGACAGUCAGAACCAGAUACCUAACAGACUGCUGCAACUGGCUAAAGACAGGAGCAAGAACAAGAAGGACAAGAAGAAGGAACAGGGUGAACAGUCACCAGAAACCCAGCACAUAGAGCCUCCUAUAGAUGGAGAGAUCUACUUCUGCUGA